UCCGCGAAGGAGGGAAGCAGGCAGGCAGGCAGGGAGGGAGGAAGAGUCCCCGGCAAAGGAUGUGGCUGAGCUCCCUGGCUGUACGCAGAAGCCCGUGAAGAAGGAAGGAAAGCAAAACCAGGAGAAGGAGGGAGCAGCCAGCCAAAAUGUCCCUCAAAAAAGAAGGUGUACACAAGAAAUGGGCGGCUUUGAAGGAGAAGUUGGGGCCUCAGGACUCCGAUCAAACAGAGGCCAACCUGGAAAAUGCCGAGCCGGAGCUCUGCAUCCGCCUCUUGCAGAUCCCUUCCGUGGUCAACUACUCGGGGCUCAAGAAGAGGCUGGAGAGCAGCGACAACAGCUGGAUGGUCCAGUUCCUGGAGCUCUGUGGACUGGAUCUUCUCCUAGAAGCCCUGGACAGGUUGUCUGGGAGGGGAGUCUCCAGGAUCUCCGAUGCCCUCCUGCAGCUGACUUGCAUCAACUGCGUGCGAGCCGUGAUGAAUUCUCAGAAGGGCAUUGAAUACAUUGUGAGCAAUGAGGGCUACGUCAGGAAACUCUCCCAAGCGCUCGACACCUCGAACAUCAUGGUCAAGAAGCAAGUGUUUGAACUCCUGGCCGCGCUGUGCAUUUAUUCGGGGGACGGUCAUGCUCUGGCUUUGGAUGCUCUGGAUCAUUACAAGAGUGUGAAAAACCAACAGUACCGGUUCAGUGUCAUCAUGAAUGAGCUCUCGGCCACAGACAACGUGCCUUACAUGAUUACGCUGCUGAGUGCCAUCAACGCGGUCAUCCUGGGGAUGGAAGAGCUAAGGGCCAGGACCCAGCUCCGGAAUGAGUUCAUCGGUCUCCAGUUGUUGGAUCUUUUAACCAAGUUGCGGUGA
Messenger RNA from Elgaria multicarinata webbii, 854 nucleotides. Its product is annotated as inverted formin-2-like. Gene Ontology annotation, biological process: actin cytoskeleton organization. The transcript has 5 exons. The record is from RefSeq and is a predicted model, not a curated record. Gene Ontology annotation, molecular function: small GTPase binding; actin binding. The coding region runs from base 147 to 854 and encodes 235 amino acids. Lineage: Eukaryota; Metazoa; Chordata; Lepidosauria; Squamata; Anguidae.